UAUUGCUGCUUUACAUGGAUCAGAUCUGAGAAACAGUGCAGAGGGGAGAAACCAAGAGGAGCUCCGUGUCAUAACAGGGACACCAGAAUGGCUUUCCUGAAGGAGCAGCAGCCAGACAGCAUGUCUCCUGAAUCCUGGUCCAAGGUCAGCUGUCCCUGCUGUGCGUCCACCCAAAUAGAACCUCUGGUUUUGAUUCAGCUGUCUGAGAGCAUUCAAGCCAACACGAAGCAGUGGAUAAUGAACAUCAUCUCAGCACCUCAGAAGUCAGGAGGGGCACAGCUCUUAGUUCACCCUGGUGAGGAUGCCAGCUGGGGUCGGAUUGUGGUAGCGGCACCCCGCUGUACUCUCCUGAUGGCCACUGAAGAGUUAGGAAUCUGCAAAGCUGACAAAGAGGGAAACAUGACCACUUUUUCUUUCAGUGACCGCGACAACUUCAUCAAUGUUGAUGACAUGCAGAAUUUCUUGACGGUGGCAGAAAGACAGUACCUCGUCAAACACCAGCUGGAGUCCAUGAGAGCGGUCAAAGACCAGCGGAUCCCAGGGAUACAGGGAGACAAGGGCAUCCUUAGAUCAAGACAGAAUGUCUUUCGGAAGCUGCUGAAGACAGGACUAAUCCAGGAUGUUUUUCCCCUGUGUGAUCAGAAGAAGCUAAACGCUCUCAGCCAAGACUGGUAUUCCCAGAAACGCCUGUGGGGUCAGCCUUUAGACUCCAUACACUCGUAUUUCGGUGGCUCCAUUGCUUUCUACUUCAGUUUCUUAGAUUUCUACACAAGCGCUCUAAUUCCUCCAGCAAUUCUGGGAGUCUUCAUCACCUUCUUCCUCCCCGGAGCCCCGCCCCCUGAUGGAGUCAAAGCAGACAACUCCACCACGGCUAACAGUUCCCUGGAUGCUGAUGACGACCAUCUUUCUGUAAGUUCCCACAUGGUGCAGGCCGUGUUCAGCAUGAUUUGGUCCACGGUGUUCAUGGAGCUGUGGAAGAGACGAAGCUCUGCACUGUCGUACCAAUGGGGAACUCUGACACUGACUGAGCGCUUUAUGGAGCCCCGGCCUGAGUUCCACGGUGAGCUUGGCACAAAUCCGGUGACAGGAAGGCUGGAACCUCUGUUCCCUGACUGGAAGAGACAGUUGCGUGUGGGCCUGGGGUCUUUGCCUGUGGUUGGGGUUUUCCUCUGCCUUGUUGUACUCGGCAUGGUGGGAUUUUAUUACUGCGAGAGCACCAUGUCUGCCUUUCACAAAGCGCAUGGGUCCAUCAUCACAGCUGCUCUGUCCUACUCGCCCUCCAUCAUCCACAUCGUCUACACCAACAUGCUGGGGAACGUUUACCGCAGCGUGGCACUGCGGCUGACCGAGUGGGAGAACCACAGAGAGGAAUCAUCAUUUCAAUAUCAUCACACCACAAAAGUUCUAGUAUUUACCUUUUUCAACAACUUUGCUGUGCUAUUCCAUAUUGCUAUCUUCAAACAGAACCUCCCCCUCCUGCGCAAGAGGCUGUCGUCGCUGCUGAUUCUGUCUCAGUUGGUGAACCAGUUCACUGAGGUGGUGGUGCCGUACUUGGUGGAUCGAUUCUUCAGCUCUCCACAGAAGCAGCUGAAGGAGGAUGAUCCGGCAGCUGAUCACAUGCAGGCUGAGGGCAGUCUGCCACCAUUUCCUGGUCUGUUUGCGGAGUACAUUGAGCUGCUGGUGCAGUUUGGAUAUUUGAGUCUCUUCUCCUGCGUCUAUCCUCUCACGGCCAUGCUUUUACUGCUCAACAACAUCACGGAGAUCCGCGGUGACGCCUACAAGCUCUGUCGUCUGUUUCGAAAACCGUUCUCUCCACCGGAAGCUGGCAUAGGCGUGUGGCUGACUGCUUUUGAGGCGCUGGCGUUUUUCUCAGUCAUGACGAACUGUUGGCUGCUGUUUCUGGCUCCGCGUGUGAAAGCAUUUACUGAGGACGCCGAACUUAACCCGAGCAUGGUGCUCAUAUUCACCAUCAUGGUGGAGCACGCUCUGAUUUUGGUGAAGCUCAUUAUAGCCUUCAUGAUUCCUGACGAACCAGAGUGGGUGCGAAUCAAGAAGGAUCAGAUCGAAUACCAAGCCAUGAAGGCCCUCAAGCAACAGAGACGUGAUCGGGAACCAUGUAACGGCAAUCCAUGAUCAUGAUUAGAGUCUCGCUGUCAUUGGCUUCCUGGAACGGUGGUCGUCCACACACCAGCAUGAACAGGAUCACUCCAAGAGACCAGAUAUCUACACACACACACACACACACACACACACACAGGAUUGUAUUAAAGCCACUCUGUGCAUCAGUGAUGCUGUAGUAGAGAGAUGAACCGGCUGGGACAGAUGAAGCAAACUAGCUGUGUGCUUACACACACACACACACACACACACAUUCCUAAUAAUCUUACAUAUAGUAACACACAUUUAUGAAAACACACACAACAGCUGGUGUAAACAGUUUCUGAGUGUAAACUGUCUGUUGCUCUGCACAAUCUCAGCCCUGAUGAAAAAAAUCCAUUACUGCUGGGUUUAAAAAAUGGGUCGCAGAGAAAAAUAAUAAUAAUUAAAUCAACAAUUUUUAACAGGCACCUACACAAAAUAAACUUAUACACACCCCCUUGUGGAGGCUUUACGUUACAUCUUAUAAACCACAGUGGGACCAGAUUACCACAAUUUUAAGCAUAUUACAGUCUGUGCCUGGGUCGCAGUAAAAAAUA
Messenger RNA from Trichomycterus rosablanca, 2696 nucleotides. RefSeq names its product anoctamin 10b (gene ano10b). The transcript has 14 exons. Lineage: Eukaryota; Metazoa; Chordata; Actinopteri; Siluriformes; Trichomycteridae. The record is from RefSeq and is a predicted model, not a curated record. The coding region runs from base 88 to 2133 and encodes 681 amino acids.